Messenger RNA from Halichondria panicea, 2057 nucleotides. RefSeq names its product proline dehydrogenase 1, mitochondrial-like. NCBI's taxonomy places the organism in Eukaryota, Metazoa, Porifera, Demospongiae, Suberitida, Halichondriidae. Gene Ontology annotation, molecular function: FAD binding; proline dehydrogenase activity. The coding region runs from base 343 to 1908 and encodes 521 amino acids. The record is from RefSeq and is a predicted model, not a curated record. The transcript is spliced from 12 exons. Gene Ontology annotation, cellular component: mitochondrion.
AAGCUUCGUUGUCGAAUUAUGCUUACUUGGAAUGCCAUUCAGAAGAGUCCGUAGCAAAACUUGUUCACCGAGUGUUGCUACUCUACUUAGUAGUUAGCUCUGCACUAGAACGCUAGCUAUUGCAUUGGUAGCUGCAAGAGUGAGAAGCGAGCUGCAAUCAUGGUCGAUCAUUACCCACUAUUUGAGUUUCCCUGCAUGAUUACAAUGCAGCAAAAUUAUUCAUCAUGCAAUGAGCUAGCUAGUAGUUUUAUGUUAUGUAGCUUUGGCACCUCCACCGAGGCAUCAGCAGUGCUUUCAUUUAUCAAGCUAUAAGAUAAUACUCUAGAUCUAUUAAAAUAAAGAAUGCUGCCAGCUGCUAGGGGAAUUAGACCAGUGUUGUCUAAGGCCUUAAAAUUCCUGUUCUACUCUGCUAGCACUGAUCCAGAAAUUACCAGGUUUGUGGAUUUUGACUCCCCUCAAAAAGCUACAGCGGGGAAAUCACACUAUGAACUGUUUCGCGGAUGGCUGGUAUUCAACCUGUUAAACAACAACCAUCUGGUCGAUAACAGCCUCAAGUAUUUUGAGCUCUCCAAGAAGUUCCUCGGUCUCAGUGCCACAGAGCGUCUGCUCAAAGCAACUGUGUUUGGUCAGUUUGCAGGUGGCCUAAAUGAGAGGGAGUGCCGGAGGGUUGUGAGGAAGCUAGCAGACGCUGGUGUCUCUUCAAUAUGGAACUACUCCACUGAGAAAGAUCUAGACGAUGUAGAUGAGGUACGAACAGAGGCCUGUCUCGCUAAGCAGGAUAAAGGAUUUCAAGAGGUGACCAACAAAUAUCUCAAGUGCAUCAAAAUGUCAGCUGACUGCAACGGUGAUCGAGGGUUGAGACUGGCUGCUGUCAAGUUCACUCCAAUUGUUAACCCACAACUAGCGAUGAAACUGAACGGGAUGUUAGUGGUAUCACAGUCUGUGUUUGAUCAGCUGGCUUCCAAGGAUGCAGUUCUCACAGACAGAACCAUCUCCAUGGAUACACUGAGAAAGGAGUUACCUGCACUGUUGGAGCGAGGCUGUUUGGAGGCUGACUCCGGGGGAGUGAGUGCUGUCCAGUGGAACCAACACUUCAGCAUAGCUGGGAACAUUAACAGGUUUCGACUGCUCAAAAAGAAGGCCAGUGUGUCUCCAGAUGUACUCUCACUCUCUUCUCUGGAGAUGAAGCAAAUCAAUGGUUUCUUGGACAAGCUCGAUUCCAUUGGAAAAUGUGCACGAGACCACGGAGUGAGAGUUCUAGUGGACGCUGAACAGACGUACUUUCAACGACUGUUUGAUCACCUGGUGCUGCAUCACCUCACCCCCGGCUACAACUCAGAGGGGGUGGUCAUAUACAACACGCUACAGGCUUAUCUCAAGAGCUCCAUGGAAACACUGAUGAUGUCACUAGCUACUGCAGCCAGCUACGGUGUGCACUGUGGUAUAAAACUGGUACGAGGUGCGUACAUGAAGCAAGAAAGACAGCUGGCAAGGUCUAAAGGUCACUCCGAAACUGUCCUCCCUACGAAACAAGCCACUGACGAUAACUACAACUCUUGUCUAAGCCACCUCUUAGAGCAAGUCCCGAACCUUGACCUCUCCGUUAUAGUAGGAUCACACAAUCAGGACUCUAUACAACUUGCAAUCAAUAAAAUGAAUGAGUUUAAAUUAUCUAAAACUGACGGCCGUGUUGCGUUUGGACAGCUGCUUGGUAUGGGAGAUCACUUGACCUACCCCCUGGCCAGUGCCGGGUACUUGGUGAACAAAGUGAUAGCGUACGGAACUUUGGACGAUGUUGUUCCUUUCUUAUCGCGAAGGGCACAAGAGAACAGGUCACUCAUGGCCAAUGCUGACAGAGAGAGGGAGAUUUAUAAACUGGAACUGAAGAGACGGUUCAGCAGUAAUUGAGCAUCUGUGUGCGUAUAGUAAUUAUCAUCUAUCAUUAUAAUGAACUCUUGAUUAUAAUUAUCACCAUAGAUACUAGUAUCAAUGUUAUCACAAUCAUUUUUUGUACUUUUAUUUUUCUAUAUGCUGAAUUCAAUGUUAUGUACACAAUC